GUACAUAGUAGGUAGCUUAAGAGCUAUAGCCCGCUUCUUAUUGGUUCGUGCGCGAGUCCCCCGGAUUUGACUAUUUUGAGCCCCUGCUCCAUUUCAACAUCUAUCGCCAAUCAUAGCAUCUUUACUUACAAGCUACAUAACUACCCAAGGUAAUAAUAACAAACAGUCGAAACCUUGAUAUCAUCUUAAAUCUUCACCCUGGGUACAUACAUACAUACUUAAUAAUUAAUUCAUUAAUACCUAACUUAACCUAACCUAACCUAUCUAGUAAGGACAAUAAUGCCAGCCCUCCAAUCCGAUCCCGAAGACCCCCGGUCGUCAUCGCGUUCCUGCUGCAGCAGCGGUCUCUCGUUCGCGGAGCUGAGCCGCCCGGUCGAGGUGAACGACUCGUCUGUUAGUAACGUAUUCUGGAGUUGGCCAAUCCUCGGCCCGCUGCUCGUCGAGAACGAGAGCAGCGACACGCGUGAUCAUUGCGCCAAUGAGCGAACCUUCCUGUCCUACCUCCGGCUCUCCGUCUACAUGGCCAUCGUCGCCAUCGCCAUAGUAUCAUCCUUCCACCUUAAAUCCCAGCCCUCAGACCUCGAGCUGCGCAUGGCCCAGCCGCUCGGGAUUGUCUUCUGGUUGCUCUCUCUGGCUUGCUUGAUUCUCGGGCUCGGUAAUUAUAUUAAGACUCUGGAUAAGUACAGUAGGAAAGUCGCUAUAGUCCAGACAGGCUGGAGGACACAAUCGAUCAUGUCACUUAUCGCAUUGUCCAUCGUAGGCACUUGCGUUAUACUAUUGGUAAUCACUAAAGCGCCGGUAGAGGAAUAACCACACUUUUCUUGGCUCCAGCUGUCUUCUUGUCCAUUUGACUUCUGAAGUGAUAUAUACAUGGUGUGCCGUCAUAAACCUGCUGAUAUAUGUACCCUAUAUCCCGGGCAAAGUACGCCAAACACCACGAU
This is a messenger RNA of Daldinia vernicosa, 941 nucleotides long. RefSeq lists its product as uncharacterized. The transcript has 4 exons. Bases 280 to 810 code for a protein of 176 amino acids. Lineage: Eukaryota; Fungi; Ascomycota; Sordariomycetes; Xylariales; Hypoxylaceae. The record is from RefSeq and is a predicted model, not a curated record.